GCGGGGAGGCGGGGGGAGGCGCGAUGCGGAGGAAAAAGCAAAUAGUUGAGUGAACACCAUCAGUACAGAGUAACGAAGACUGCAGAGAGGCAGCAAGGCUUUAGCAACAUAGACUGAGAAAAUGUAGCGGGACUAUUUUUUCUGACUGGACUAUUGAUGGAAAAAGAGCGCACUCCGUGGAUUACAGGCUGAGGAUCCACUCCGCUUCACUAGAGCGUCAGGACGUAUAUGACAAGCAGACAAUGGAGCUCCGAAAUAACUGAGCUUUUAACUAACCUCAAAACGUCUGCAAAAGCCAAAAUGUCUAUUUUUUAAAAGGGACUGGAUUAUUCGGACGCCUUCCAUAUUUUUGGACUUUUACGCACUGAGGGUUUCACCACCCUGCUGAAAUGGCCGGAGAAUGUUGAGAUUGUAUCAAUCAUUAGAGGACAGUGAGAUUAAUGCUUUUUACACAUGUAUUUAUUUCUUUUUUACCCAAGUGCACUUGUUUUCCCCGCCAUGAUUGUGCUUUUGGUCGCUUUGUGUUUUACGGAUGGAGCGCUCUCUCAGAUCCGCUAUUCUGUCCCGGAGGAGGCAGAGCAUGGCACGCUGGUGGGGAACAUCGCCGAAGACCUGGGGCUGGACCUUACCAAAUUGGCCUCCCGGCGCUUCCAGCUAGUGCCUAGCUCGCGAACGCCAUACCUGGAAGUGAACCUUGAAAACGGCGUCCUGUUCGUUAACGAGAAAAUCGAUCGGGAGCAAAUCUGCAAACAGAGUGCCAGCUGCCAGCUCAACAUGGAGGUGUUCUUGGAGAACCCACUGGAGCUGUUCAGGGUCGAGAUCGAAGUGGUGGACAUUAACGACAAUCCACCAAGCUUCCCGGAGACAGAUCUUACGGUGGAGAUCUCAGAGAGCGCAACUCCAGGCACCCGAUUUCCUUUGGAGAGUGCAUUCGACCCGGACGUGGGCUCUAACGCGUUGCGCACAUAUGAUAUCACAACCAACAACUACUUUUACCUGGAUGUGCAGACUCAAACGGAUGGAAAUAAGUUUGCAGAACUUGUUCUGGAGAAGCCACUGGACAGGGAGCAGCAGGCAGAGCACAGGUACGUUCUCACUGCGGUAGACGGCGGCCAGCCUCCUCGGACUGGCACCGCGCUGCUGGUGGUCAAAGUGUUGGACUCUAACGAUAACGUGCCCGUGUUCGAGCAGCCCGUCUACACGGUUAGUCUCUCAGAGAACGCACCGGUGGGUACUCUGAUCAUCCAGCUGAACGCCACCGACCUAGAUGAGGGACUGAACGGGGAAAUAGUUUACUCCUUCAGCAACCACAUUUCCAGCCAUGUAAAGGAGCUGUUCAGCAUAGAUCCACGCACCGGGCGCAUCGAAGUCCGCGGGGAGGUGGAUUUCGAGGAGAGCAGUCUCUAUCAGAUCUUUAUCCAAGCCAAGGAUCUGGGGCCAAACGCCGUGCCUGCGCACUGCAAAGUGCUGGUCAAAGUGGCCGACAUGAACGACAACGCACCGGAAAUUACCUUCAGCACCGUCACGGAGUCGGUGAGCGAAAAAGCCACUCCCGGUACAGUCAUAGCCUUGUUAAGUUUGACGGACCGGGACGCAGAGGAGAACGGACAGAUCCAUGUGGAAAUCCUCGGUGAUGUGCCGUUUAAAUUAAAGUCCUCUUUCAGGAAUUACUUCACCAUAGUGACCGACGGGUUCCUAAACCGGGAGCUGGCGGACUCCUACUCCGUGACUGUGGUGGCGAGGGAUAAGGGAACCCCUUCUCUCGCCUCCAGUAAGUCCAUCCGCGUCCAGGUAUCAGAUGAGAACGACAAUGUGCCCACUUUCACGCAAUCCGUUUAUGAUGUAUAUGUGACAGAAAAUAAUGUGCCAGGAUCGUACAUCCACGCUGUGAUGGCCCUGGACCCUGACAUAGGGCAGAACGCUCUAAUCAGUUACUCCAUAUUAGAGUGUGACAUUCAGGACAUGUCAGUUAAAACCUAUGUGUCUAUCAACGAGGAGACAGGAUAUCUUUAUGCACUCAGGUCUUUUGAUUAUGAGCAGCUGAAAGAUUUCACCUUUCUGGUCAGGGCCAAGGACUCAGGUGCCCCUGAGCUUUCCUCUAAUGCAACUGUUAAAGUCAUUAUUGUUGAUCAGAACGACAAUGCACCCUUAGUGCUGGCUCCUCUUGGAAAAAAUGGAUCUGCCAGGGAGCCCCUUCCCCGCUCGGCUGAGCCAGGCUAUCUGGUGACCCGUGUUGUAGCCAUGGAUGCGGAUGAUGGUGAGAAUGCCCGCUUGUCGUACAGCAUUCAAAGAGGAAACGAAAACGGGAUGUUUAGACUGGACUGGAGGACUGGUGAGCUCAGGACAGCAAGGCGGAUGUCAGCUAAGCGAGACCCCCACCAGCAGUAUGACCUGGUGAUUGAGGUGAGAGACCAUGGCCAGCCUCCAUUGUCCUCCAGUGCCAGCGUACUGGUGAUGGUGGUAGACAGCAUGGCUGAAGGGCGGGGUGUGGGAGACAAAGUGGGUACCAGCAAGACCAAAGAUGGUGCCUUGGACCUCACCCUCAUCCUCAUCAUUGCUCUUGGUUCUGUCUCCUUCAUCUUCCUCCUUGUCAUGAUUGUGCUGGCUGUGCGCUGCCAGAAGGACAAAAAGCUCAACAUUUAUACCUGCCUAACUAGUGACUGCUGUCUGGGAUGCAGCUCCUGCUGCUCACGGCAGGGCCGAUCUCGCAAGAAAAAGCUCAGCAAGGCGGAUAUUAUGCUAGUGCAAAGCAAUAUUAAUGUCAGCGGGUCCGGAACGGCUCAAGUCCCUGUGGAGGAGUCUGGGAGCUUCGGCUCUCACCACCAAAACCAGAACUAUUGCUACCAGGUAUGUCUGACUCCAGAGUCUGCCAAAACUGACCUCAUGUUCCUAAAGCCGUGUAGUCCAUCUAGGAGCACAGACACCGAUCACAACCCGUGUGGUGCCAUAGUGUCAGGGUACACAGACCAGCAGCCUGACAUCAUAUCAAAUGGCAGCAUUUUAUCAAAUGAGACCAAACACCAGCGAACUGAACUCAGCUACCUGGUGGAGAGGCCGAGGCGUGUCAACAGUUCAGCCUUCCAGGAAGCAGAUCUAGUCAGCUCUAAAGACAGUGGCCACGGAGACAGUGAGCAGGGAGACAGUGACCAUGAUGCCACAAAUCGAGGCCAUUCCUCUGGUGCUGAUCUGUUUUCUAACUGCACAGAGGAGUGUAAGGCCCUGGGGCACUCUGAUCGCUGCUGGAUGCCCAGCUUUGUGCCCUCUGAUGGGCGUCAGGGUCUAGACUACCGCAGCAACCUCCACGUGCCCGGCAUGGACUCAGUCCCAGAUACAGAGCAACAUUUCUUCCAUCCCAUAAAUCACUACCACCUUCUCCAAAACCAUCACCUCAGCCCUCACCAAGGCUCACUAAAGUGGGAAGAGUUAAAAGCAUUUCUGCCUAGCCCCAGAGCUCCUUAUUACGCCGCUUAUUUAAGUAAGUAUUCUAUCUGCUCUGGCCUAAAGAGCUCGGACUUUGAUCUGGCAGUCAAAGAAACUGAGUUUUCAGCUGAUGGCUUAAAAUUCGUUUCAGAUCUGACCCAUGUUCUCUGAGCCCUCCUGUCAGAGUAUUCAACUAGCUCUUUCUUAUUUCUCAAGCAUCUCCAUUAUGUCUGACUGUAAUGAUUUUAUCUUCCCUCACUUGCUGUUUCAGUUCAUUUCCACACCGCCAAUCAUUUUCAAAGGAUAUAAAAAGUCUACAGACUUGUAUUAAAAUUACCACUUUUUGUGAUCGAAAAACAGAUCAUGAUAAAUCACUUCCAAACAUUUCGGAUAUCCCUUACAGUUCAUCUUAAAAACAAACUAAACUGUCCGAAGGGAAAAUUAAAAUAAAAAUCUGCAACGAUCUGGAUAAAUAAGUGAAGAUUUCCUUAAACAAACUGCGUUGAAACACCAUUUGAUACAGUUUUAGUCUUGGAUUUACACCAGCCAUCAAUUAUAAAUAAUCUUGUACAGGAUCAAUCAUGUUCAGCUGUUGUGGUAGGACUUUCCUUACGUUUGAUUAUUUCCAUCUUUUAGCUGAAGACUUAGUUUGCUGGGAAGUUAAGCAUCGCAAUCUUAUUGUACAAAGGUGUCCCUAGAAUUGCUUACAGUUAAGCCCAUAAAUAUUCAUACCCCUGGCAGAUGUAGAGUCUCAAGUCUUUUUCAUUCAACCAAAAAGUUUAUUUCUGGUAGGAAAUGAGGUAAGCAUAUCCCAAAAUUAGAAACAAGAAAAUUAAUGAACGAUAUCAUUUUUGAAAAUAACAAUUUAUGUUUUUCAUUCACAUUUUAAAAAAUGGCAUGUCAAAAAUUAUUUAUACUCUUCUUAAUAAUUUGUGGAAAAAUCUUGAAAAACUGGUAUAAAAGCUAUCAAAUCCUGCUUCUAAUUUCUGAGCAGCUUGUUUCUACUUGUUUCCGACAUGUUUCCACUGGUAUUUUGCUUCCCUUGUUCUGGUCUGAUAAAUCCAAACUUGAACCUCUUCAAAAGGUAAAUCUGGCACAAAAACCACACAGUGUUCUCAAAUGUUAUGUUCUCAAAACCCAAAAUCUUUAUGUGAAGAUGAAUAUUGGUUUUAUUUUUCAGCAUCUCAAUGAGCUGACGCAAACAUUUGAAUACACAGAAGAAUAAAUCCUUGAGAGACAAAUAAAAUACUAAAUCAGAUUAUGUUCCGAACUAAAUUUGACAGACAAAAUGUGGAAUCACUUAAAGUGGGCUAUAGAGAUGUCCUCACAACUUACAUGUUUUACAAGGCAGUGUUGUCACUUGUUGCAAAGACAAGUUGAAGGAUACUGAGAAACUCCUACUUAAGAAGACUAAAUGCUGAAAUUAAAUCAAAAUGUGUUCUAACAAAGCAGUUUAAGGGUGUGCAUACUUAUGCAUCUGGGUUGUUUAUUUUGUCUUUAUUUUUUUAUGUGUCCCUUUCACAGAUAUGUUUACUUUUCAGUGGGAUUUUAAAGAUGAAUAUGUUAAAGGUGAAAAUGAUAUAUCAAAAUGUAUGUCCAGAAAGCUUGGGAUUCUGGAAGGGUUUCCAGACAUUUUAAAUCCACAGCAUGUAGUCUCAGUGCUGCUGCCUGUAGGCCUCUUCAUAAUGUAUACAACAUAAGCAUGCUUGAUACUGGUGAGGAUAUCAGCAAUUAAGAAGCUAUGUAUGAUUGUGAAAAAUUGCUUCUGUAAUUUAAAAGACAUAUAAUUUCAAGAAAAUAUCAGUUUUUAAUCAGGGAAGAAAAAGCAGCAGGGAGUGAGCUUAACAUUUUAUUCAGUGGAUGUAAUUCCAUUGGAGCUGAAAAAACAAUUUUAGAUAAUUGAGGACAAAAUAAAGCAAGGGAGAGAGAGGCUAGAAAAUUAGCUUGUCUAAACUCAAUUCAAAGGCCACAAAGAGAUACAUCCUCAAUCACUGCAAUUUGGCGAUAAUGCUUAAUUAUAAUUUUGUCAAGCAGCGUCUGAAGAGGGCUUCUUCUCUCAUCAUCCAAACAACUUGAUGGAAUUAUCAGCCAGUCAGAACCCUGCUGCUUCCUGAGCACCAUCAUCUAAAAGCAAAGCAUGCUGCUGGAAACAGCAGGCAAACGUUUCUCUUGCUUUAUUUUACUCUUCCAUUCUCCCUUUCUGCUGGUUUAAAAACAUUGUUAAUUAAAAACACUUCUCUUUUUCAUGUUUAAGUUUUUAUUAAAGCUAAAGGGCUGAACAUUUCUUCUGGCUUUUAUAACAUAUUGAUUAUGAAGCUUAUUUAAAUCUUUUUUGUGAUGUAAUUAACAAGCAAGAUCAAAAUAAAACAACUUUCAACCAUUUCUACAGUCUUUGUGGGGUUGAUGACUGACAUCUUGAGCUUUUUAUACAAUCUUUAUUAAGACAGGAGGAAAACAGUGUUCCUGGUUGUAUUGUAACAGCACUAGCCUCACAAAUUUUACAGUCAUGGUAAAAGAAACUACACCCCAUGAUUCAGUAGCAGCUAGUAUGUUCUUUAUGACUUCAUCAGUCGUUAUAUUGCUGGGUGGACUUUUGGUCCACUUUUCUUUUUACAAGUCUAUUACAAGUUGAAUGACCCAAAAUUGGCUAAGCUUUAGCUGCCAUACUCCACAUAUACCUCGGUAUUUGGAGAAAUUUAUCCACCACUGUGAUUGGUGAAUGGCAUGUGGUGUUUGUGCUGCACUUAGUGUUUGCUAACUUUACAAACCUAAGCCAUGCUGUCACCUGUCUUUGUAGAAAGAAUAUACUUUAUCCUGACAUCCCUCCUAAAAAAAUGCCUUUUUGCUUGUCUUGUCAUAAUCUUAAACACUGAACCUGCUGAGGACUGUAUUGGCUGAGGUAGAGCUCCUGGGUGUGUUGCAGUUUCGCUAAGUGUUGCAUGCUGUGAUUUUGGGGAGAAACCGGGCUUUGUUAACAAGGCUGGUGGCAGAUGGGAAAAAACUGUUCUUGUGGCGUGAGUUUUGGU
Messenger RNA from Girardinichthys multiradiatus, 6446 nucleotides. RefSeq names its product protocadherin 10b (gene pcdh10b). Gene Ontology annotation, molecular function: calcium ion binding. The transcript has 5 exons. The record is from RefSeq and is a predicted model, not a curated record. Gene Ontology annotation, cellular component: plasma membrane. The coding region runs from base 454 to 3591 and encodes 1045 amino acids. Gene Ontology annotation, biological process: homophilic cell-cell adhesion. NCBI's taxonomy places the organism in Eukaryota, Metazoa, Chordata, Actinopteri, Cyprinodontiformes, Goodeidae.